AUGCAAGCGCCCAUGAUCUCAGUGCCUCUCAAGGCCACCAACGAGAUCGACUGGAUCGAGCCGCUGAAAGGAUACAUCCGUAGCACGUACGGCGACGACCCGGAGCGCUAUGCGGAGGAGUGCGCGACGCUGAACCGGCUGCGGCAGGAUAUGAGGGGUGCUGGGAAGGAUAGCGCGGCGGGGAGGGAUCUGCUGUAUAGGUAUUAUGGACAGUUGGAGUUGUUGGAUCUCAGGUUUCCCGUGGAUGAGAAUCAUAUCAAGAUCUCGUUUACUUGGUUCGAUGCGUUCACCCACAAACCAACCGCCCAAUACUCCCUAGCCUACGAAAAAGCCUCCAUCAUAUUCAACAUCUCAGCGGUAUUAUCAUGUCACGCAGCCCACCAAACCCGAUCCGAGGACUCGGGUCUGAAAACCGCAUACCACUCCUUUCAAGCUUCCGCCGGCAUGUUUACGUAUAUCAAUGAGAAUUUCCUGCAUGCGCCGUCGACGGAUCUGAGUCGGGAGACGGUGAAGACGCUGAUACAGGUCAUGCUCGCGCAGGGCCAGGAGGUGUUUCUCGAGAAGCAGAUUGCGGAUGGGAAGAAGGUUGGGCUACUGGCGAAGCUGGCGAGUCAGGCGGGGUAUUUGUAUGGGCAGGCGGUGGAGGGGACGCAGGAGAAUGUUAAUAAGGCGAUUUUUGAGAAGGUUUGGCUAUUGGUUGUUCAGAUCAAAUCCAAUUUCAUGAUAUCCUUGGCACAAUAUUACCAAGCAUUAGCGGACGACGACGCGAACUCACAUGGCGUAGCUAUUUCUCGAUUAAAGGUUGCAGAAGUUGCAGCGAAGGAAGCGAAUAAGCUGGCAAACUCCUUUCCAUCAAACGUACCCGCGAACUCGAAUCUCACCUCGGAAACCGGACCAGCUCUCUUCGAAAUCUCGAAACGACAUUUGGCGAAUGUGCAGGAAAAGCUGGUGGAACUUGUGAAGGACAAUGAUUACAUAUACCACCAGACUGUUCCCGUGGAAGCAGCCCUGACAGUCAUCCCAAAACUUCCAGCGGCCAAAGCGAUACCAGUAAGCGAGUUAUACGCAGGACAGGAUAUUCAAAGAAUUACUGGCCCAGAUAUCUUCCAAAAAAUUGUACCCAUGUCUGUCACGGAAUCAGCAAGCUUGUACGACGAAGAAAAGGCGAAAUUGAUUCGAGCAGAGACUGAACGUGUGGAAAUUGCGAACAGUGAAAUGGCUGCGAGUCUAGAUUAUCUGAGAUUACCCGGAGCGUUAAACGUCCUGAAAGGUGGAUUUGACCAAGAGAUGACGGCAGACGACGAAUUCCGUGGGUGGUGUGAGGAUGUCGCCAGUCAUGAUCGUCCGAACAGUACUUUCGAUUAUCUGAAAACAAGAAAGGAGGACGUAAUAUCUGUACUUGAUAAGAGCAGUAAGCAAUUAGAUAUGGAGGAGAGUGUUUGUGAGAAGAUGAGAUCCAAGUAUGAGCACGACUGGACUCAGCAACCAAGUUCGAGAUUAACCUCUACGCUACGGAGUGACAUCAAGAAUUACAGAGAUGCUUUGGAGGAGGCUGCGCGGAGUGAUACCCAAUUAUACAGCAAGAUGCGACAAUAUGAGGCUGAUUUUGACGAGAUGAGAUCGGCUGGUCAAAUGAAUGAGGCUGAUGUGUUAUUUCAAAAGGCACUAACUCAGGUUGGUGGAGGAAAGAAUGGAAGCCCAACCGGACAGGGUAGUCUGCUGGAUGAUGAUUUUGAGGAUAAUGGGGUUAGUGUUAUGGAUCAGGUCAACAAGGUUGAAGAGAUUAUGAAGAAGAUGAACCUACUAAAGCGCGAAAGAGCGCAGGUACUGAAAGACUUGAAGGAGAAGGUGCACAAUGAUGAUAUCUCACAAGUGCUCAUACUCAACAAAAAGGCCAUUUCAUCAUACGAAAAUCAGCUCUUUCAGGCCGAGCUUGAAAAGUUCCGACCUCACCAGAAUCGAUUGUUACAGGCAAACCAUAAGCAAAGCUCCCUGAUGAAAGAUUUAACCGCUACAUUCAAUGCAUUAUUACAGGAUAAGAGGGUUCGAUCGGAGCAAAGUAAAUAUGAGAAUAUUAACAGACAGAGGACGACUAUUAUGAACAAGUACAAGAAAGUCUACCAGGAAUUUUUGGAUCUUGAGGCUGGGCUUCAAAGUGCGAAGCAGUGGUAUAGUGAGAUGAAGGACACGGUUGAUAGUCUGGAUAAGAACGUGGAAACAUUUGUCAACAACCGUCGAUCCGAGGGAGCACAACUCCUGAAUCAGAUCGAACAGGAGCGAGCUGCCAAUGCAAGUGGGCAGGCUGACAGGGAAAGAGAGAGACUUCGAGGACUUAUGGAACGAAUGUCUAUGGAUCCUUCGACGUCUCCUUCAUCCAACAAACCACCUCGUACUGGUUCUGCUGGAGGAUAUCAGAAUCCAUCACCAACAACAAGAUACCCAUCAACCAAUUUCGCUGGGCAGUAUCAAGUAUCCGCAUCUCAUCAGAAUCCUCAAACCAUGGCACAAUCACAUGGAAACCUCUCAUCAUUUACACCUCCAAACAACUCCCAAUUCGCGGUACCACCUCAAAAGCGUCAUCCUCCAGAUAUCUACAUAGCCAACAAACACGCUUCCGCCAUCCCCCAAGGCGCCUACAACCCCUCAACCUACCACCCCCGCGAAAACCCCAACCAACUCUUCUCCGCCCCCGCCAACCAAACACAUUUCGGCCAAAUGUCUCCACCACCCUCACAAACUCAAUUCGCGCACAUGUCGCCACCGCCUACGCAGACGAGGUUCGAUCCAGGGCAGUAUGGUAGACAACAACCUACGAGUCCGAUGCCUCAACAGCAGUUCGUGCCAGCGGGAUACGUUCCCCCGCCUCCGCCGCCGGGUCCGCCGCCGUUGGGUCCCCAGCAGACUUUCCCGGGCCAGAGCGAGUAUGGGCAGCAGAGGCAGAGUACGCCGCAGCAGGGGGGCGAUCCUUGGGCGGGGUUGGGUGCUUGGAGGUAG
Molecule: messenger RNA, 2994 nt
Organism: Glarea lozoyensis ATCC 20868
Lineage: Eukaryota; Fungi; Ascomycota; Leotiomycetes; Helotiales; Helotiaceae
Exons: 4
Coding region: 1-2994 (997 amino acids)
Biological process (GO): protein transport to vacuole involved in ubiquitin-dependent protein catabolic process via the multivesicular body sorting pathway
Cellular component (GO): endosome
Molecular function (GO): protein binding
Source: RefSeq, a predicted model, not a curated record